This is a messenger RNA of Alnus glutinosa, 1068 nucleotides long. RefSeq lists its product as uncharacterized. The transcript has a single exon. The record is from RefSeq and is a predicted model, not a curated record. Bases 12 to 818 code for a protein of 268 amino acids. Lineage: Eukaryota; Viridiplantae; Streptophyta; Magnoliopsida; Fagales; Betulaceae.
CACACACACAUAUGAGAAACCCUCAAACCAUUAGCAGCUUAGAACUCUUUCAAGACCCCCAUCUAAGAUUAAACUCCUUUCCCACCUCACAUCUUCAUUCUCCAAGGAGCUGCUUUCUUCAGCCAGAACGGAGAGAAGAAAUGGAUCAAACUGAGUACCACAGCAAACAAACCUUGACUCAGUUGAUAAACAUUCAGGUUCUAAAAAAGAUCACACAGUUGCUAGUCUCAGUUUCUGUGUUUUCUUUCUUCUUUUCUUACCCAUCUUUGUUUUCUUUCCUCCAGUCUUUCAACUUAUACUUCUCUACAUUCUCUUCCCAUCUGUUCUCCCACACAAUAGACAAAAACUGCAUAUUUCUCCUCUGCAAUGGACUCGUAGUUUUCGUUGCAAAAUACUCGGGCCUAACAAGGUCUCUGUCCGGGUCUAAUAAUAAUGAAGAAUCCUUCAAAAGUAUUGGAGAUGGUUUACAGCCCGAAUCAUUGAUAUUGGAGACCAAAGAGCCAAUGUCGGAUAAGGAAGCUUUGGUGGAAAGCAUUGGUUCUGCAGAAAAUGUUGCUGUCGAAAAGGAAAGAGAAAUGGACCAUUUCAUCAAAGAAGUCGAAAAAGAAACUGAAAAGUCAGUUGUGGAGGAAGGAGGAAGAGGAGGAGAAAGCAGGCUUUCCAUUUCAGAAGAGGAUCAAGAAGAAGAAGAAGAAGAAGAAGGAAAUGGGAUGUCGAUCAUGAGUACAGAGGAACUGAACAAGAAAUUUGACGAUUUUAUUAGAAGGAUGAAGGAAGAAAUAAGGAUUGAAGCUCAACAACAACUAGUCAUGGUUUAGUAAUCCCCCUUAAUUAUCUUGUACUCACAAAAUUAUCAAAUUUCUCUUGUUCCAAUAGUUGUUUACUCUUCUUCUGUCAGCUGUAUGUGAAAUAUGUACUCUAGGAAAUCUCUAUUCUACUCUUUGUUUCUUUUUCCUUGGAGGAGAGGGAAGGAAGAAACAUUUGUUUGUGGUCGUAGACUUGUAGUAUUUCAUUGUUCAUUGCAAGUAUAUUGUACUAAUGCGAAGCAUAUCCUAUCCUCAGCUUUUA